CAAAAGAAAGAAACAACUUGCCUGUACCAGGCAGGCAGAAAGCCAAGCCUAGUUACGCAAAAGGAGACAAGCAAGAAGGCAGUUGCUCUCUCUGGGAGAGAAAAGAACAAUCCACAAUGGGUUUGAAGCUGGAAAUGAAGGGACAACAGUGAGAUUUUAGUUUCCUCUCCAGACUGGGCACCACAGACAUUGAUUCAGAAGAAUUGAUUCUGGGAGCAAGACUUUCCUGUCCGUUUCAAGGCCCAUCUAGGCAGAUUGGGAAUCAAAUUGAUAUGAGAAAUUAACAGGAGAAAAUCAAAUUUCAUUUCAUAUGUAUGGGAAAUCCACAUGCACAUGGAAAUUCCAAAGAGAGGAAAACUGAAAGUCUUUGAAAGCAGAGGAGGCUGUCCCUCCCCUGCAGUCCGCGUGGCCAGCUGGAUCAACUUCCACUGAAUAUUUGCUCUGAAGAUUCUGCAGCUUUGAGAUCUUGGAGAUCUAACUUAUCGCCGGCAGAAGCAGUCAUAGGACUUCAGCAUGAUCACCUCUCCGUUGCUGGCUUAUGUGGCAGUUUCAGUUUUCUGUGUCUUCAAAGUCAGCUCCCAGGAUACAUUUAUUGCAGCUGUUUAUGAACACGCAGUGAUAUUGCCUAAUGCCACCCUGAUACCAGUGUCCCGCGAAGAGGCGUUGGCAUUAAUGAACCGAAAUCUGGAUCUUUUGGAGGCAGCGAUCACGUCAGCGGCAAACCAGGGUGCACAUAUUAUUGUGACUCCAGAAGUUGGUAUUUUUGGCUGGAACUUUACCAGAGAAACUAUCUACCCAUACCUGGAGGAUAUCCCAGACCCUGGAGUGAACUGGAUCCCUUGUAAUAAUCCCAAAAGGUUUGGCUACACCCCAGUGCAAGAAAGACUCAGCUGCCUGGCCAAGGACAACUCUAUCUACGUUGUAGCAAAUAUUGGAGACAAGAAGCCAUGCAAUGCCAGUGACUCUCAGUGUCCCCCCGAUGGUCGUUACCAAUACAACACUGAUGUGGUGUUUGAUUCUCAGGGAAAACUGGUGGCACGCUACCAUAAGCACAACCUUUUCAUGGGUGAAAAUCAAUUCAAUGUACCCAAGAAGCCUGAGGUUGUGACUUUUGACACCAUCUUUGGAAGAUUCGGCAUUUUCACGUGCUUUGAUAUACUCUUCUAUGAUCCUGCUAUUACUCUGGUGAAAGAUUUCCAUGUGGAUACCAUAGUCUUCCCAACAGCAUGGAUGAAUGUUUUGCCACAUUUGUCAGCUAUUCAAUUCCACUCAGCUUGGGCAGUGGGCAUGGGGGUCAACUUCCUUGCAGCCAAUAUACAUCACCCCUCGAAGAGAAUGACAGGAAGUGGCAUCUAUGCACCUGAUUCUCCAAAAACAUUUCAUUACGAUAUGAAGACAAAGGAAGGAAAACUCCUCCUCUCACAACUGGAUUCUUACACACACCGCCCUGUAGUGAAUUGGACUUCUUAUGCCAGUAGCAUAAAAGCAUUCUCAACAGGAAAUCAGGAAUUUAUAGGUACUGCCUUUUUUGAUGACUUCACCUUCUUGGAGCUCACAAGAGUCGCAGGAAAUUACACAGUUUGUCAGAAAAAACUCUGCUGUCAUCUAAGCUACAAGAUGUCUGAGAAGAGGACAGAUGAAGUUUAUGCCCUAGGGGCAUUUGAUGGACUACAUAUUGUCGAAGGGACAUAUUAUUUACAGAUUUGUACCCUGCUGAAGUGUAAAACAGCAAACUUAAACACUUGUGGUGAUGCAGUUGAAACGGCUUCUACCAGGUUUGAAAUGUUUUCCCUCAGUGGCACUUUUGGAACCCAGUAUGUCUUCCCUGAGGUGUUGCUAAGUGAAAGUCAGCUUGCACCUGGAGAAUUUCAGGUGUCAAGUGAUGGACGCUUGUUCAACGUGAAGCCGCCAUCUGGACCUCUCUUGACCGUGACUCUCUUUGGGAGAAUGUAUGAGAAGGACCAGAUAUUACAGGAUUCAUCAGACCCCCGGGCACAAACACUAGGAGUAAUGUUCUUAGUCAUAAUACAAAUUAUGUGCUCAUUAAGUUGGUAGAAUAUUUCCAUUUGCUCUCUUAUUUUGUGUGGUUAAGAAAAUGAUGGAUGAGAAAAGAAGGAUACAGAUCCUAACGGUGGUCAUGGUCUCUUGAACAAGUGAGUACAAGUAUAUAUACAUAUAUAGUUCACUGUUUUUACACUUAACACUUACACACACACACCCCCCAGAUAAUAGAAGCCAGAUAAACAGUGACACAGUUUUGAAGGGUAAAAUCUAUAAAUGAGGGUAACAGUUUUACCCACAUUUUAGGGGGUUUUUUGGUGAGAAUUAAAUAAUUGAAUGCAUUUAAAGUCCUUAGACAAGUUUCUGGAUCAUGGAAAGUACUGUAUAUGUGUUAGCUAUUAACAACUGUGUAUGACUAUCACGGUACAACCAUGUGUGAUAUAUUUCUUGCUAAAAUUACAUCACCUCUGAUUGUCUAAAGUGUAAACAUCUUCUACCGGCUCAGCCGCCCUGCAUAUUUCAGUUAGAGGGCACGUAUUGCAUGGUACACUGGGUGUUAUACACAACUAAUGAAUCAUCGAACUUUACAUCAAAAACCAGGGAUGUACUACUGUAUGGUGACUAACAAUAUAAUAAAAAAAUGUUAUUAAGAAAAAAAAAAGAAAAUCAGUGAACUCAGCAUUAGCUAAUUGGUUUGGGUUUGACACCUAGAAGUGACAUAUUCUAGAAGGCAGCAGGGCUUACACCUAGGAACCUAUUAGAGGGCCUCCACUUUUUUGAGUGUUUUUCAGUGCCUCCUCAAUGUUUUACCUAUCUUGCCAGCCUGGAAGCAUAUUAAUAGGGUGGUUCUAUACCAAACAUUUCACCACAUCUGGACUGUCAUCUGUUUUUGCGUGGCCUGUGAGCUAAGAAAGGUUUUUAUGUUUCUAAGUGUUUGAAAAACAAAGAAGAAUCAAAAGAAUAUUAUGUGACACAUGAAAAUGUUCUGAAAUUGAAAUUUCAGUCUCCAUGCCUAAAGUUUUAUUGAACACAGCCACAUUGAUUUAAAUAUUGUCGAUGGCUGUUUUUAUGCUAUGGUGGCAAAGUUGAGUAGGUAUGACACAGACCCUAUGGCCAGAAAAGCUGCAAAUAUUUACUGCCUGGCCCUUUACAGAAAGUUUGACUCCUGCCCUGAAGUAUUAAAUAACAAUGGAUUUUAGUAUUGAAAACCUUUAAAACAACUCAGUGGGCAAAUUGCCUGUAAGCGUCUUUCUUGUAAUUCUUUCAUAAAAAGAGAAAUAAAAUGUCUUUAUUUUGUAUGAUAUACCAUCACACACACACAAGAUUACCCUGAUUAACUUACAACCAAAUGUGUUAUGUAAACUAAUAUCCUAAAUAAGUGAAGCUAAUUUUUAUGAACAUUGUUGAUAUUUAUUCACUAUAAGACACACACCACAAAGUCUUUUUUUUUUUUUGCAUUUGGGAUGUACUAAAAUUCCUGAGAUAAAGCAUAUUAGUUUUUAUUUUCAAAUUUUUCCUGGAAAUCAACUAAGAACUAUUCAACUGAACAUACUAUCUGAUAUUUCCCCCUGUGACAAACUCACUAGCUUGUCGUAGAAUGAUUUUUUCUUAAUGUCAAACAUUACAAGUAGUGAAUUUUUUUAAAAAAUGAUAUUUACUACAUCUAUAGCCAGCUCUGAUUACUUUUUCACUAUGGAUUUCUUUAACACAUAUGUAUUUCAUGAUAGCUUUGAUAUGCUUUUUAACUGUGAUUUUUAUUUCCUCUGCAUAAAACAUUUGUGGUGCUCUUCUAAUACAAACAAACUAAUUCCAAAAAAGAUCAAUGCUCAAAUAUGUUUUCCUUAAUCUUUUUAUACCUUGAUGAAUUUGAGUGGUCCAGAGUAAAAUUUUUGACACUCCCUCAUUUAAAGAUAUGAUUUGUUAUCAACCUCAUGAUAAAACACACAGACAUACACUGUCUCUUACUGUGGUAACCCUCUUCCAAGAUGGUGCCCAAUGAUCCCCACCUCCAGGCUCCAUGGAGAAAUCCUCCAUGAUUGUUUUGUUGCUAUCGAUUCUUGUAUUCUUUCUUUCCUUUUUUAUUUAUUUUGUUUUUAGAAAGAGAGACAGAGUCAGUACAUGAGUUGAGGGGAGGGGCAGAGGGAGAGCGAGAGAGAGAGAAUCUUAAGGAGGCUCCAUGCCCAGCACAGAACCCAACACAAGGCUCAAUCUACAACCCUGAGAUCAUGACCUGAGCUGAAAUCAAGAGUCAGAUGCUUAACUGCCUGAGCCACCCAGGCGCCCGUGAUUCUUAUUUCUUACAUAGUUUCUGAGCCUUGACACUUACAAUAAAUCUGAAUCCAUUGUCACUUUUACUGUAACAUAUAUCUCUUCUGCUUAAGUGUUCUAAUGAUUUUACUUAUUUGUUCUUUUAGUUUUUUAUCUAAACAAUGUAUUUCAGGUCUCAUAGACUGAAUUGUUUCUCCUCUCAAAUUCAUCUGUUAAAGUCUGAACUUCAUACCUCAGAAUGUGACUGUAUUUAAAAAUAGGGUCUAAAGACGUAAAAUGAUGGCAUUAGGAUGGACCCUGAACCAAUAUGACUGGUAUUCUUGUAAGAAGAAGGGAUUAGGACAUAGACAUGCACAGAGUGGAGACUAUGUGAAGACACAAAGGAAGAUGGCCAUCUGUAAGCCAAGGAGAGAGGCCCUCAGAAGAAAUCAACCCCGCCGAUACUUUGUAUUUCUAGCCUCCAGAAUCUUGAGAAAAUAAACUUUUGUUGUUUAAGCUAAUCCAUGGUACUUUAUUAUUGCAGCCCUAGCAAACUAAUUCAGAUUCCAAUCCCCUCUCUUUUCCAUUUCCACCAUAAGUUGAAGUGUUCUGAAUAUUGAGAGGAGUAUGGAAAAAAUAACUAGAAAAUCAUUAUCAAUGUCAAAAGCUGGUUCUGAAACCUAUCACUUGGCUCUUAUAUUGAAAAUUAACCCCACAUUCCACACAUUCCUCUGAUUCUCUAUUCUAGAUGUCUCAGGCAUAUUCAGAAUACAUUACCUUAAUUUUAGUUUUUGGAAACACAGAGUCCUAGAUGGGGAAAAUACUUUAUAUCCACUAGUAAUACAUAGGUAGUAUGCUUUCAUGUAUAAUAGGUUUAGCAUUUUAAGUACAGACAGUGCAAAAAUAAAUUUCUUUCACUGUGCUAUAUUUCUUCCCAUACCUACUAGACAGGAUAAGCUAGCUUACUGUGCAGUAGCAAAUGAAACAAAAAAAUCUCCUGACUUAAGACAAAAGUUGCUUAUUCAAAGUUGCUCUUGCUUAUUCAAAGUCUACUCUAGGGCAGCCUCCAUGUCAAAGCUCAGAACCUUAGGCUUUUUCAUUGUGUUGUUUCCUUAUCAACCAGUUCUCCCAUUGUUUCUGGAGCAUGAAUAAAAGAAUAUGGAGAAAUUGCA
Molecule: messenger RNA, 5420 nt
Organism: Ailuropoda melanoleuca (giant panda)
Lineage: Eukaryota; Metazoa; Chordata; Mammalia; Carnivora; Ursidae
Gene: VNN1
Product: vanin 1
Exons: 10
Coding region: 514-2055 (513 amino acids)
Biological process (GO): pantothenate metabolic process
Molecular function (GO): pantetheine hydrolase activity
Source: RefSeq, a predicted model, not a curated record